Messenger RNA from Physella acuta, 2166 nucleotides. RefSeq names its product rhomboid-related protein 4. Gene Ontology annotation, molecular function: serine-type endopeptidase activity. Lineage: Eukaryota; Metazoa; Mollusca; Gastropoda; Physidae. Gene Ontology annotation, cellular component: membrane. The record is from RefSeq and is a predicted model, not a curated record.
AAUUUGAUGAAACGCAAUGGAUGUGACUUAAACCUUUUGUUUCACAGCCAAUAUCAUUGAUACUAGGGUUAGUUAAGGAGAAUCGAUCACGGCAGUUAAAAUAGCAUUUAUCUAGAAAAGAUUCUAGAUAGAAGAGAUCUAGAAUCUAGAUCUAGAUCUAUCAUCAUUUUCAUUAAAUGUCAGUCAGGACGAAUUCGAGGCUUGAGAUCGUUUACGUGUCGUAGAAUCUAAACUAGAUAUCUAGAUCUAGUUUACCAAAUAAAUAUAAGUAAAAGGUAGAACAAAAACAAUGUCGUCCGGAAGAAGGCCAAAUAAUAUGGGCCUUAUGCUACUUGGCACCCAGGUGAUGAACUAUGGAGUAAAAAACAUACCACCUGUUACUCUAGCAUUGAUGGCUGGGCAGACCGCUAUUUUUCUCGACUUUUUCCCACAGCAUUUUCCAUCACCGAUGAGCGUCUGUGUAAGUUCAUACUUAGUAUACUACCACAAAGACUGGAUGCGUAUGAUAAAAUCAACAUUCGUUCAUGGUGAUGAUAUGCACCUCUACUUCAAUAUGCUGAGUUUGUUGUACAAAGGGACCCUUCUAGAAAAAUAUUUUGGCAGUUUGUACUUUGCUUAUUUGAUUGCUGUGUUCUCUGCUGUGACUAGUAGCACUUAUGUAGGGAUUGGCCUUCUUCUGGGUCACAUUCAGCAGAGUUAUCUUAUGUCCUGUGCCGUUGGAUUUUCUGGUGUCCUUUUUGCUUUGAAAGUCUUGGUAACCCACUACAGCCCAGCAAGUGUCAAGGUCAUAUAUGGCAUUCCCUUUAACACCAAGUACGUCUAUUGGGUGGAGCUUGUCCUUAUACAGAUGGCAGCCCCUAAUGCCUCCUUUGUUGGUCAUCUGGCUGGUAUACUUGUUGGCUUGGCUUAUGUAAAAGGUCCAUUAAAAUUUUUAAUGGACAUAUUUUAUCCAUUUGGAAUUCAGACUAACAGACACUUUAGUAGUGACACAGGUUCAAGCAGACAUCAACAACGGCAACGGUUUCAGUUUAGCGGACGUACAGGUUACAGACCAAGUACCCAAGCAAGGUCCCAACCACGCCCUUUUUUUACAGGUACCCCCACUGAGGGCCUGAGCUUUCCAGAUGGUCCCACUAGCCCCCCACCCCAGAGGUCCUACAACAACGACACUGGCUCAUCCUCCCGCAGUGCACCCCACCCCUCCACAGCUAGGCAGCCGUACACAGCAACAGCACAGUCUGCCCCUUACUCCACACACCAGCGGACAACACCAAGCGCCCCGCCUCUUGAUACUAAUCAGCAUAACUCGGUGGAUCCAGCAGUUUACACAGGAGGGCUAGAUGAAGAUGAACAGUUGAGUUUGGCCAUCAACGAAAGCUUAAAACAGAGUUUUAAUCCUUCCUCAUCAUACAGCUAUCAAGCGAUGCGUCCAAAUUUGAGUGAACUACGAUCAAAGAGAGCAAAAUUCUACCAAUAAUUUUUCAACUGCAAGCCCAGAUUUGAUUGAAUUAUGAUAAAAAGGAACCAAAUUUUACUAAUAAUUAUUUAACAUCCUGUUUAAAUUUAGAAGUUAAAAUUUUUAAAUCCAUCACUUGUUGUAAAUUUGAAUAUUUAUGGUGGAUUUAUUUUUUUAAAAUGUAAAUAUCAUGUAAUGUUAUCAUGGUAUUGACAGGGGUAAUCUUUUGGUUUCUCUUGCUUGAAAUACUGGUAUAAGGUUGUAACAAAAUUUUAUUUCUGAAUUCUAACAGAUGUAUUUUUAAAAGUAUGAUUGUUCUACAUUGAAUGAUUUCAACAACAGAAAAUCAGUUUUAAUAGUAGAAAUCAAUUAAUUAUUGCAUAAUCAUAUUUACAAGGAUAUAAUUUAGGUUUUGAAUAUGAAUUUAUCAAUUAAAUAAAAAUAUUAGUGAGUGAUAGCUGAUAUUAUAAAUUAUAACUAGAAAAAGUUGAUUUCCUGUUACAUUCAUUUUUUGAAGACAAUGAUUUAAUUUGUAAAUAAAAUGUACUGUACAUAUCUUUGGUCUAUAAUGAAUUAAGUCACCUCAUCUGUAUGUAGUCAGCCAUCAGGGUCCUAUCACUAUUGUCAAAAUAUUUAUUUCAUUUCUAAAUUUAUGAUGAGAAAACAAAAAUAUUAUUUCUAUUGCUGAAUAACUGAAACAAUUUUUAAAA